CUUUCCCAAAGCUUCGGUCCUCUUGUUUACCUCAACAAACUUUAGCCUAUCUCAACCCUUUAAUAACUUGAUGGGAAAAUUGAUAUAUCGGUGCAUACAGGAUACAACUGUCUUUGUUCUUAUCAAUGGGAGAUGAUGAAAAUGUAUUGGUCAAUGCGCAAAUAGAUGAAGGUUCAAGGCACGAGAGGAAAUACCACAAAAUAUGGGCAAACUCCAAUCAAAACAUGGUAAAACUUGGUAUUUAGAUUAGUUUCAGAGGCUACUGUAUAUCUCUUAAUAACCAAAAUGUAACAGUAUUUUAUUUAUAUCUUUUAUGUUUCCAUUUAUGCAUAAUUUGGAUAGCCUGUAAACGCAGAGAAAAUCCUGAAGGUAAGAAUCACCUAUUCAAAAGUAUGUCUCUCAAAUAUAAAAUGUCAUGCAGGGUAUAGACUAUUUCUUAUUUAGUUUUUAUUUUCCAGGUGGUAGUUUUGCUGCCAAUGUGCUCACCUGUCAGAGAGAGCGGGAACAUACGGGUCUCCACACCCACCCAAUCAGAUUUAAGCAGGUACAGUACAUUAUAAUACAGUUUAUAUAUUUUACACCUGAGUUGAGAUAUGAUUAAUAUUUUGGCACUUUUGAAGAUUUAAGAGAGAAAGAGCGAGAGUGGAGAUACAGAGAGAGAGAGUGACAGAGAGAGAGCGAGAGAGAGAGAGAGAGAGAGAGAGAGUGAGAGAGUAACAUGCCUUUACCUCAGAAAGUCGGUUACCUCAUCACAAAUAUCACUAUCAAUAUCAAGUUGUCCUCUGUAGCUCAGUUGGUAGAGCUGAUGGCCUUUGCAGCAUCAGGAUAGUGGGAAAAAAUGUAUGCACGCAUGACUGUAAGUCGCUUUGGAUAAAAGUGGGUCUUUUUUUUGGCAUAGAAAAGCCUGUAAAUGGAUAGCAACACAGACAUGUGUGUCAUUAGAGUGGAGAGGCUUGAACUUGGAUAAUGAUGCUAACGAGAACCAGAAUGGUGGAGUCCUGUGACGGGGCAGAUGAAUGGGCCAAGGCCUCCCAGAGUGGGAGGGGUUAGAACCCUAAUGGAAAUGUAAAGGUGGUUAUUUUAUGAGACAGAGGGAGGUCAACUGACCAUUCUCAAUAUUGAGUACAGGAUGUUGUUGUAUUCAUCAACCUUUAUUCAUAAAUCAUAGCCAAAGUUUGUACCAUCUGGGGUUGGUAAAUUGGUAAACAACAAAAAACAUUGUGAAUUGCUGUCUUGUCACUCUUGUUAACACUGUCAGUCACCACUUCGGGCUCACAUUGUAUCCACACAGUUGUUCACACAGGGGUUCACACUGGGGUUCACACUGGUGUUCACACUGGGGUUCACUCAUUCUCAGCCAGGUCUGCCCCAGCCCAGGAUGAUAAACUAGCCAGACACGCUCCCUCCCUCCCAGUCCCAGUCAAGGCAAGGCAGCCACAGGAUCAUAGCUCACAGCCAAGCCAGGGACAUGAAAGGGCCUUUUUUUCUCCCCGCUGCUUCCUUUUCUCUCUCUGUGAGAAGAGGCUGUUAUGUCAGUGUGAAACACAUAUGGCCACCGUCCAGAACAGCGGGGUCUUUCAGUGCCGCCACACUGAAACCACACAUCUGGUCCUGGUUUUCUGACUGCAACAGAACAGGGGGAAAAAAACAGGGAAGGGAACAAGGUAUGGUAGGCGUAGUGUCUGGUGGUGGGUGGACCGCCCUCACAUCACAGGCGGCCGGUUAAUUGGUGAGGACGGACUCAUAGUAAUGGCUGGAACGGAAUCAAUGGAAUGGUAUCAAAUACAUCAAACACAUGGUUUCAAUGUGUUUGAUGCCAUUCCAUUCACUCCAUUACAGCCAUUGUUAUGAGUCGUCCUCCCCUCAGCAGCCUCCUGUGCCUCAGAUGUAGGCCUAGUACUGUUAAUGAGACGGUCAGGUUUGGGGAGCUGUAGGGGCAUGAGAGUCCUAUACAUCAUCAUGUAGCAUAGUGAGAGUCCUAUACAACAUCAUCAUGUAGCAUAGUGAGAGUCCUAUACAACAUCAUGUAGCAUAGUGAGAGUCCUAUACAACAUCAUGUAGCAUAGUGAGAGUCCUAUACAACAUCAUGUAGCAUAGUGAGAGUCCUAUACAACAUCAUGUAGCAUAGUGAGAGUCCUAUACAACAUCAUGUAGCAUAGUGAGAGUCCAUUACAACAUCAUCAUGUAGCAUAGUGAGAGUCCUAUACAACAUCAUCAUGCUCAUAACUCUUAUUUGACCACUCACUGCCUCACUCACAUAUUUUUUAUGUAUUCUUUUCACUCUCGUAAUCAUCUCUCAACACUUGGAUAGACCCAUUGGAGCCAUGUUGAAUGCCUGCUGCAGGGACAUGUUUAACUCAUUGUGGUGGUGAGGAGGUGUUAAUGAAGUGUUGGUCUAUGUUGCUGCCUCUCUGGAGCCUGUAAUUAGGAAAGAGAGGCAGAGCCUGUCAGGUUCCUGUAAUGAGACCAACAUCCUCAAUGUCUUUUUAAUGGCAGUUCAGUUGUUCCUGUGAUUCUGUUUUCCAGCCCCACCAUUAACUGCUCCAUGACACCAUUGCUUAUAUAACUGUCAGCAGGGGCCUACAGUUUGUAAUGUACUGUAUGUUCUUUGCCUGGGCACUUCAUAUGUGUGCCUGGCUGUCUGAGCUUAUGUUCAUGGUUUGUCCUCUUUUCAGUAAGGAAGCUUGAUUAUAAUGUAAAUUAUAAGAUCACAUUAAACUGCAACCUCUCGGUUGUGUUGCAGCAGAAUCUAAUAGCGAACGGUCUAUCCUUGAUUAUAGAGUGAGAUAUUUCACUAUUUCAUUUCACCUAUGUUUCGGCUGUGAUGCCUCCAUCGGGGUGCCACAGGGUCUAGCAGUAACACCUAUAUUUUGUGUCAACAUCCUGCAGCCUCAGGUCAUAGACCCAGUGAGACACCAAAGGUCUCCGUCACACACCUCAGUCAGAGAGCCCACUGUUAGCCAUGGAAGAAUUAACCUUUUCUUCCCCUCUCUCUCCUCCUCUUCUGGCUUCUCCACUUCAAAGGGAGUUUGUGUGUGUGUGUGUGUGUUUGUGUGUGUGUGUGUGUGUGUGUGUGUGUUUGUGUGUGUGUGUGUGCUGUAUAUAGAGUGUGUGCUGAGGGGCACUGGUCCUAGACUUUCCUCUCUUUGGAAAGAGUAACAUAUUUACCAUGCAUGAAUUGAAAAUAAACAGCAGCCAUGUUUUGGAGUGAGGCCCUACUGCCUUUACUGUAAGGUGUCUGAUCUCAGCAGCUACUGAUUGUGAAUGAAUGUGUUCUUCCAUUCUGUACUGGUUCUACUCAGUUUUCAAAAGUCAUGUGAUACAAUAUCUGCAGAAAAACCGAUAGGAUGUGUCAUACUUAAUUCAAACAGGAUUUUAAACAAUUUCUGACUUCCCUCAAUAUUGACAUACUGUAUCUGUCCAAUUACUGUGACUCAGGGUGGAGUGCAGAUAAUAUCACCUGAUGGAUUAACAAAGGCACGUUUGAUUAUCAAACCUGUUUGUCCAAGGCAGGUCUGGAUCACGUUCAGAUAUGGCAGCCAGAGAUUAGAACGUACAAACACUAACAAAGUUAGAGGAGAAACCAACCACAUCGGGUUGCAGUCUGUGUGGUGUGUAUGGAUGUGGAACUGCAGUGUUGAAAAACUGGACCAGUCAUUCUGUUGUGUUUGUAGAGGCCCACUGGGCACACACUGGUUGAAUCAACGUUGUUUCCACGUCAUUUCAAUGAGAUUACGUUGAACCAACAUGGAAUAGACGUUGAAUUUACGUCUGUGCCCAGUGGGGGAACCUUCCUUCCAACCCUCCUCGUAUUGUUUCUGUCCUGUUUGUUGCCCCAGAGGUUUCUGUUCAUUAUUCUAUCGGCUGUAGACUGUUCAGACUCUGGACUCUGUGAUCAUAUUUGGGCUGAGAUCGCCUCCCAGAACAUUCCAGCUCUGAGCCAGGCAAGCUGGAUUGGAUCGUUCGGGUGUCUUUCUCCACCCUUUCAUGUUUGGUUACUUGGAGAACCUUCAAGUGAUUUUGGAAACCACCCUGUUUGCUGGGCUGUUAGCUCAGACAGAAUACUAGAGAGAGAGAGUGAGAGAGAGAGAGAGAGAUAGAGAGAGAGAGAGAGAGGGAGAGAUAGAUAGAUAGAUAGAGAGAGAGAGAGAGAGAGAGAGAGAGAGAGAGAGAGAGAGAGAGAGAUAGAAAAUGAAAAAGAAACCAUGGUUCAUCAUGUCAUUGGGUGGUGAGAACACUUGGACAUCUCUACCCACAAUGAUCUGAAAUUUCCCAAUGCUUUGCGCCCUGAAGGCCAGCAGAUCUGAUUGGCCAGUUGGAGAGAGGCCCGGUUCUAUAGCUAGCUAGAGAGGCAUUUUCUUCCUGUGAAAUGAGCUCUACGUUUCAGCAGCCAAACCACCCGUGCAGACUCUGGCUCCAGUAUUUCCUCACCCAACUACAGCUCAACAUCCAAAUCCCUCCCUCAGUUCCCCUCCUCCAGAAAUCUCUCACAUCUGGUUUCUGUGAGCAAGGCCAGGCCUCUGAAAAUGAGCACUUCUUAAUGGUUAUUCUGUGCCUGAGUCUGAAAUCAACCCCUAACCCUUUUACAUUUUUUGUAUAUCAACUUCCAAUACUUCUAUAUCAACUUGUAUACCAACUUCCAGUGACUUAUCUUCCUAUUAUGUAUAAAGAAGCCGAUUCACAUAAACUCCUGCAAUGAAGCAACCAUCCUUCCCCAUGCAGCACCACCCCCAUACGAUCAACCACCUAUUCAGGUAUCGGUUGACAGGAAGAGAGAUGAUCAACCACCUAUCCAGGUAUUGGUUGACAGGAAGAGAGUUUGUUCAAACAAAGCCCUGCACUGUUCUCUUCCCAGGGCUCUGCGUUUGACUCUAACUAAGGGGAGUGGGAGAGAGGGGGGCUACGGGACAGGAUGCAAAAAUUGGUGACACCCAGUUCAUCUGGGGUAGGGUUACCUCCCCUCCCCUCCCCUCUCGGUCGGUAACCCUACCCCAGAUAAAAGGGCCCGUAGCAGGCAGAGUUUGGCUGGGACACUGGGUGAAGCCAUCAGCAGUCAGGAUUAUCUGUCAGCAUCGUCCUCUCAUACUCCACAGGCUCUUUGUUACUCUGUUGCCGUGGACAACUGUGUGCUACUGGGACUGUCUGUGGUGGAGAGAGUCAGACGCACAGAUACAAUGUUUUGGUGCUUUCACUGUCAUUUUCUGAAGGGUUUCUGACUUGUUGCAACAGAGGGUUGGAUAUCAUAGGCUCAGAUCUUGAUAGGUCUUGAUAACACAUGUAAUAUGCUCAGCACCGUUCAGGGGAACACCUAGUUUCAAAGUGUGGGUACUCGCCAAGCAAGAAGUACCCAGUGGAUUUAAUUGAAGUUAAUAUCCAUCUUGAGCCUUUUUAAGCACAUAGGCAUUAUAAAUAGCUUGUAGUCUCAGCAGGUUCUUGAACAUAGUCUGUACAUUUACCAUGUGUUAUUGUUUCCAUAUGAGACGCUCAGUUCUACUCAUAUAUGGGAACUCGGUGGGUGAUAUUACUUUAUUACCAAGAGUGACUUAAUGGAUCUACUUUUACUGGAUAGAGUGAUGUCAAAGCUGGCAUGGCCGGGGCAUGACUGCCUGCCUGCUCUUACAGUAAAUUCACCCUGAUAGGUUCUACCUUUCUCCCGUGCUUUAUUCCCUCUCUGUGUUUUACUAGAAUAGAAUAUAAUAAAAUAAUAUAGAAUAAAAUACCUAGAAUAUAAUAGAAAGUUGUCUUCUGCUUCUUCUGGAUAUUUACAUUUGAUUCUGAGGUAGAUUUGAGCAAAUGUCAGCCAUUUUUGGACUCUGAUAUCAGAAGUAGCUCUUCAAAUUUUAGGAAAAUAGACCCUGGCAGAUUAUAUCUCUCAGUAAGGCCAGUUUAGAAACGAGACAGACAGCCCACUGGGCACAGACGUCAAUUCAACGUCUAUUCCACGUUGGUUCAAUGUAAUUUAGUUGAAAUGACGUGGAAACAACGUUGAUUCAACCAGUGUGUGCCCAUUGGGAGAGAAGGUCAGUCAUCUGUCUGUGGCUCCUGUGUUCAGGGUGGUGACGUCUUGACCUUCUGUUCCCCAUUCAGUCCCAUGUGACAAUGUUCCGGGGUUCUCCACUGACCCUCAGUACAUCAACUGUAGAACCCCUCUGUCCCAGUGAGCGGAGGAGAUCAGGGGUCAGAUUAGAGGCUCAGCUUUCAUCCCAAAGGGGAAAUUAAUUACUAUUGGUCCUGUGCUAGUUACUUGUAUAUCUAAUUAGUGCGUGUGUGUGCGCGCGCAUGUGUGCAUGUGUGUAUAUAGAGGCGGAUGUGCUGUGUCUGCAUUACAUCUGAUUAGUGAUAGAACACAUUAUACAUACAUAUCGCUUUAUGGAAUUUAUCGGACGUUGAGGUGACCUUGAAAGCAUUAGCUGGGAUGCUGGUUCUCACAGUAUUAUUUACCCAGAUGAUGACAAACAAUAGGCCCCCAGAUGAUCAAAGGUUUCCUGCUCUCACAUCUCUGAGUCAUUUAUUGCUUCCUUCUCCCUCACUCUAUUCCUCCUCCUCUUCUGUGACUUCUUCUCUCCUAAUUCUCACUUGGUGCAUCCCUCCCCUCCUUCUUUUUCCAGGAGUUGUGCAGAAGGGAAGUGAAGGAUGAGCAGGUCUUGAACCAUAAGUGCCCCCUACAGGGUGAGUAGAGAAAGACGGCUCAGUGGAUCUGAUCGCGUUACUGUUGCACUGAUCCAAAUCUAGCAUGCAUCAUAAACUUAACAGCAUACUCAAUGAUUCAUCUGUUUGAUUCGGUAUGAUUCAUAUCUUAACUAAGCAUACCCCUUGGUUGUCUGGGAAAAAGGAAGUUUGUUGUAUAUUUGCACGCAAAUGCCUGAAACCUGGGAUAGUAUGUGGGUAUUGUUGUCUGUAAACAGAAAAUACCCAUUCAAUGAGUGUAAUAGAUUGAGUAGACACAAGCUUUCCCAGCCCAAGGCUAAUGAGAAUGUACUGUGUGUGUUUUACAGUGGUACUGCCACCAGAGAAGGACAGGGAGAGCUACAUCCAUGUUCCAUUCAGACAGCCCAGGAAGAGAAACAGCCAUGUUGAUGUGAGCUUCAAAAGGAGAAUCUAUAUAGAAUCUAUGUAGAUAACAUAGUAGUUUAUUACUGCUAUAUACAGUAAAGCAAGGGUUUGUUUGAUGAGCAUAAUAUGGUACAGUUGUGUUUGUUCAUCCGUUGUGUUUGUUCAUGGUUACAGGACACAGAGUGCAACGUGGUGUUGGAGGAUGACACUCGGCAAGAGUGGGUUUUCACACUGUAUCACUUUGACAACAGCGGUAAAGUCACCAAGCAGGUACGGCAGCUCCACACGCCUACAACAAGGAACUCUUGCGCAAUAUACGUUUUCUCUUUAGAUUAAGAUAACUCUGCUGCCCUGCUAAUGGUGUGUGUGUGUGUGUGUGUGUGUGUGUGCGUAUGAUGAUGUGCAUGUGUGUGUGCGUGUAUGUGACUGGGUGAACAAUGAUGUGUGUGUGUGUUACAGGAUAUGUGCAGUCUCAUGCAGUCCAUCUACGAGGUGGUUGAAGCGUCGGCCAAGCAGCCGUCCUGUAGCAGCACAGCGCUAAAAGUCAAACUGGUGGUGGGCCCUUCCAGCAGCUCCGGCCGGGGAUCCAGAACAGGGGACAGAAUGGAGGUCCAACAGGAGGAGGCUAGGAGCCCAGAGAGGACUUUUCACUGUGUGGAUGAAAACACAGAACGCAGGAACCACUACUUAGACCUAGCUGGGAUAGAGAACUAUUCCUCCAGGUUUGACGAUGCAGGUAGGUACACAAUUACCAUUUUCAGCACUUUUGAGGCACAGAUCAUUAAAGUCAACAUGUUUUUACUGAAAACACACCAAAGAUGAAUGACAUUCAACAAAGAGAAACGGCAGCAUAACAUGAUGUUUGUUGUCCAUCCUCUGCAGACGCCCCCUCUCAGGAGCCCAGACUGGAUGCACGCACAGACCAGCAGCACCGCUCAGUGUUGGUAGGGGAGAACUGCGGUGCAACUGAGUCCAGAGGCAGGGGCCUCUCCUUCAUCAGGUCUCUCAGGGGCCAUGUCAAGGCAGUGGGGGGAGACAGAGGAGGAGGAGGAGGAGGAGGGGGGAGGGGGAGGAGGAAGUGGGGGUAA
Molecule: messenger RNA, 8141 nt
Organism: Coregonus sp. 'balchen'
Lineage: Eukaryota; Metazoa; Chordata; Actinopteri; Salmoniformes; Salmonidae
Source: the annotation of a GenBank genome assembly